CUACUGUAGCAUCACAUAUUCAACACUUUUGCUAUUCGUGACCUUCAUAUCUCUCGUCCUACAGUCUUCAAUAGUAAUGAUGGAAAAUAUUCCAAAUGUUGGCGUUUUUCAACUGUUUCUGGCAAUGUCCGGCUAUAUCGCUGUGGGUCAGACUAUAAUAAUCCUGAAAAAACGAGAAAAAUUGACAGAACUGAUGGGGAGUUUACUAGAUGAGUACAACGGGAAAACUUUGGGGAAGGAUAAAAUCAUCAACGAACGUUUAUCUGGCAAAAUAUUGAUGACCCUGAUAAUCUCCAUUGUUCUCAGCAUUCUGGGAUGUAUUGUAGUCACUGAAUCUCUCCCGAACCUUGAAGUGAUCAAGGUGAAUUCGGAAAUAUUUCAUCGGAAAUAUCCGGACAGAGUGAUUGGGUUUCUUCUGUGGUUGCCGUUUGACAGUAGUGUAUCACCCCAAAACGAAGUCACGAGGGUUAUCGUAUAUUUAACUAUAUUUCUGUCGGUUCCUCUGGUAGCUGUGAGGUUUUCUCUACUACCUGUAAUGGCACUACAUUUAGUUGGCAUUUUUGAAACCGUCUCUUCGAAAAUUGGUAAACUGAAGUACAGUUGUACAGAGAAUACUGACGAGACAAUUAUUGAAAUCAUAAAACUACAUCAGAAGGCUCUCAUGAUCUCAAAGAACCUAGUCGAGUUCUUCAGACCAAUCAUUCUGCUGAAAGCUAUAUUUUCGUUCUGGAUGUUCGCUGUGUUGAUGGUGGUUAUAACUGAGGAACCAAUAGGCUCUUCAAUUUUCAUCAACUGUGCGUUCUGUCUGCUGUGCAGUGGAUAUGAGUUGCUCUUAGAUUGCUGGAGUGGAGAACAGUUGGCCAGAAAAAGUGAGAAGGUUGGAGUGGCAGCCUACCAAUGCCAGUGGGAUAGAAUGUCAAAUAGUGCCAGAAAGAAUCUCGUCCUGCUGACUUUGAGGGCUCAGAGACCAAUUCAGUUGGAUGUCAGGCCUUAUUUGAUUCCAAUGUCACUCAAAACUUAUGUUCAGAUAAUGAAAGCAUCGUUUUCCUGCUAUACACUUCUUCUAAGCAUCAAAGCAGAAAAACACUAGACAACCAGUUGAUAGAUGAUUGUUGUCAACUAGUUUAUAAAUCUUUGUUGACUGGUUGUCAACUUAGAAAA
Molecule: messenger RNA, 1161 nt
Organism: Nilaparvata lugens (brown planthopper)
Lineage: Eukaryota; Metazoa; Arthropoda; Insecta; Hemiptera; Delphacidae
Product: odorant receptor 67c-like
Exons: 5
Coding region: 77-1090 (337 amino acids)
Biological process (GO): sensory perception of smell; detection of chemical stimulus involved in sensory perception of smell
Cellular component (GO): plasma membrane
Molecular function (GO): olfactory receptor activity; odorant binding
Source: RefSeq, a predicted model, not a curated record